AUGUUAUUGACAAUUUCAGCCAGAGGAUGUCCAGCGUUGACGGCCCCAACUAACGGAGCACUGAAUCCUUCUGGACCAUACGCCUACCCAAACCAGGUUACAGUCACCUGUAACUCGGGAUACCAGCUGAACGGAGUCUCUCCUGUGACGUGCCAAGCUGACGGAACAUGGAGCAAUCCUGUUGGAACAUGCGAACCUGACCAAUGUUCUACAUUGGCGGCCCCAACUAACGGUGCACGGACGCCCCCUACCGGAUCCAACUCCUUCCAGGACAGGGUAUCGUUCACCUGUAACUCGGGAUACGUCCUGAACGGUGCGACUUCUGUGACGUGUCAAGUUGGGGGAACAUGGAGUGAUCCUGUUCCAACAUGCACACCCAGAGCAUGUCCGGCGUUGACGACCCCAACUAACGGAGCGCUGAGUCCUCCCGGACCUUACUCCUACCAGGACACUGUAACGUUCACGUGUGACACAGGACACCAACUGAACGGAGUCUCUCCUGUGACGUGUCAAGCUGACGGAACAUGGAGCAACCCUGUCCCAACAUGCGAACCUGGACAAUGUCCGACGUUGGCGGCCCCAACUAACGGUGCACGGACGCCCCCUACCGGAUCCAACUCCUUUCAGAACAGGGUGUCGUUCACCUGUAACUCUGGAUACGUCCUGAACGGUGCGACUACCGUGACGUGCCAAGCUGACGGAACAUGGAGUGAUUCUGUUCCUACAUGCACGCCCAGACCAUGUCCGGCGUUGACGACUCCAGCGAACGGAGCGCUAAGUCCUCCUGGACCAUACUCUUACCAGGACAUGGUAACGUUCUCCUGUGACAGGGGAUACCAACUGAACGGGGUCUCUCCUGUGACGUGCCAAGCUGAUGGAACAUGGAGCAACCCUGUCCCAACAUGCGAACCCGGACAAUGUCCGACGUUGGCGGCCCCAACUAACGGUGCACGUACGCCUCCUACUGGAUCCAACUCCUUCCAGCAGACGGUAUCGUUCACAUGUAACUCGGGAUACACACUGAACGGUGCGACCAGCGUGGCAUGCCAAGCUGACGGAACAUGGAGUGAUCCUGUUCCAACAUGCACACCGCGACCAUGUCCGGGGUUGUCGGCCCCAACUAACGGAGCGCUGAGUCCCCCCGGACCAUACUCCUACCCGAACCAGGUUUUAGUCAACUGUAACCCGGGAUAUCAACUCAACGGAGUCUCUACUGUGACGUGCCAAGCUGAUGGAACAUGGAGCAAUACUGUUGGAACAUGCACACCCAGGCAGUGUCCCGCGUUGACAUCCCCAACUAACGGAGCACGGACGCCCCCUACCGGUUCAAACAACUACCAGAACAGGAUCACGUUCACAUGUGACACAGGAUACCAACUGAACGGAGUCUCUCCUGUGACGUGCCAAGCUGACGGAACAUGGAGUAACCCUGCCCCAACAUGCACACUUCAGGAAUGCCGGAUGUUGACGGCCCCAGCAAACGGAGCUCUGACUCCUGCCGGAAGGAACUCCUACCAGGACGUGGUGACGUUCACCUGUAACCGGGGAUACGAACUGAACGGGGUCUCCAGUGUCACGUGCCAGGCAGACGGAACAUGGAAUGGCCCUAUUCCAAGAUGCCAACCUCUCCAGUGUCAGCCAUUGACGGCUCCAGCAUUUGGAACGUUGCGUCCUCUAGGCGCCACCUCAUUUCAAGACCAGGUCCAGUUCACUUGCAACGAGAGGUACGAACUGAGUGGAGCAUCCAGUGCCACCUGCCAAGCUGACCAAACAUGGAGUAAUCCUGUGCCAACUUGCAGAGUGCCGUCCUGUGACCGCCUGGACGUUGAGGGCUGGGAUUUAGUUUUCCUUCUGGACAGCUCUGGUAGCGUGGAUCAGUCCUUUCUCGCCGAAAAGAGCUUCACCAGAGAUACUAUUGACAUGCUGAUAAACAGCGACGGUGUCACCCGUAUCGGGCUGGUGCAGUACAACGAUAAUCAACAGACCGCUUUCAAUCUGAACCAGCACCAGACAAAGGCUGAUGUCCUGGCUGCCGUUGACAACAUUGGCCAUCUAGGUGGGGGCACCUACACGGGAAGGGCAAUCCACUAUGCUAGACAGGUAGCUUUCGGAGAUAGUGGAAACCGUCCCCACCGCCCUGACGCUCUGAUCGUCAUGACAGACGGCGUGUCCUAUGACCCCGUCAUCUACGCAUCCCAGGCCGCCAGACACCAGGGCAUCACGGUGUUUGCCGUCGGCAUGGGAGACUCAGUGGACAGGGACACAUUGAUGGAGAUCGCCGGACAUCCGCAAUACGUUCUUCAGGUUUCGGAUCCAGAAUCUCGCCUCCAGAUCAUAAGGUCGUUGAAGACAUGGCUGUGCAGUGCGGCUUACUGUGGAGAUCCAGGUGCACCUACAGCUGGUACCCGACAAGGCACGUUCUACCAGGGUGGGCAGGUGGACUUCAGCUGCCACGACGGUCACACGCUGGUCGGUACCAGCUCCAUCACAUGCCAUACUAACGGCACGUGGAGUGGCGAUGUUCCUGUCUGUAGAGUUGGUGAUCCAUGCAGCCCUAAUCCAUGUAGAAAUGGAGGGCAAUGUUUCCAGACUGUCACCUCCUAUCGCUGUCAAUGUGCCAAUGGAUACUGGGGUCCCAGAUGUGCUUCCCUUCCAACGACUACAGUUGCCCGUCCGUCAGGACUUACGACUCGCCCUCGAAUGUAUGACAGACUCAACGAGUGUGGCUGGGACCUGAUCUUCCUACUCGAUAGCUCGACAAGCUUAGGACAGUCCAACUUCGAGAAAGUGAAGCAAUACGCCAAAGACAUAGUGGACGACCUACCAAUACACACGGGUCUUACACGCAUCGGCCUGGUGCAGUACAGUGACUCCCCUAGUGACGUAGUCUUUCUGAAAGAUUACGACAAUAAGACGCAGAUUUCAGAAGCCAUCGAUGGCCUGAGCUACCUCGGUGGGGCAACUUUCACCGGAGAAGCCAUUGACCACACCAGAACGAUCAGUUUUUCUGCAGACAAUGGAAACAGGGAAGAAAUCCCAGACACGCUCGUCGUCGUGACGGAUGGAAAGUCGAGUGACGACAUUUCCUUCCCCUCCCUGUCGACUCGGCAAAAGGGCGUCAACGUUUUCGUCGUCGGCGUAGGAGAAGACUUGGACCGCCAAACAUUGCGAGGCAUCGCCGGAGAUCCAGAGAAGGUUCUCCCCGUCCCCAAUGACGAUGCUCUACCUGCUGCCAACAACAAGCUCGUCAACUGGUUAAACAGAGCUGUGGAAUGCAGGGAUCCAGGUAUGCCAAUGAACGGCAUCAGACGUGGGUCCUUCUUCCAAGGUGGCCAGGUGGACUACAGCUGUAAUGAUGGUUAUGCAGUCGUUGGAGAGGCAAGCAUUACGUGUCAAGCAGACGGCACGUGGUCCGGUGAUGCUCCGAUGUGCAGAUUGGGUGAUCCAUGCAGCCCCAACCCAUGCAGAAGCGGACUACAGUGCGUAGCAACCGUCGAUUCCCAUCGCUGCGAAGAUCCUAACAACCGUGCCAAUCAGUACGGCUGGGACGUGGUGUUCCUAGUGGACAGCUCCGGCAGCCUGGACCAGUCCCACUUCGACACGGCGAAGACCAUGGUCCAGGACAUCAUCAACCGUCGGCAGGACCCCCAGGGUAAGACCCGCUAUGGCCUCAUGCAGUUCAGCGACAUCACCCGUAAGGAGUUCGACCUAAACGACUUUGAAGACAAGGAGAGGGUUCUUGAAGCCGUACGAGGGAUCCAGCAUCUUGGCGGUGGGAGCUUCUUGGGAAAUGCCAUGGAUGCCGUCCGGCAGGACAGCUUUUCAUCAGUGAGCGGCAACCGCCCGGAAAGUCCCGACGCCCUGGUCCUCGUGACCGACGGUCGGUCGGACGAUUCCGUGGACUUCGCCGCUCAGUCCGUCCGUCACGAGAACACCACGAUCUUUGCCAUCGGUCUGGGGGACAACGUUGACGCGGGAAGGCUGGAGAGGAUCACGGACGACCCCGAGAAGGUUUUCAUCGUGUCCGGACAACAGGGCACUGAUCCCGCAACUAACAGGAUGGAACAGUGGUUCAACGGAGGUGCACAUUGCGAAGACCCCGGGGCACCGGUAAACGGCUCCCGGCGCGGCACGUCCUUCCAGGCAGGCAAGGUGGACUUCAGCUGUGACGACGGCUUCACGCUAGAAGGGGAGACAAGCAUCACGUGCCAGGAGGACGGCACAUGGACUGACGAAGUACCAACCUGCACGGCAAUCGGGGAUGGAGGUGGCAGUGGACUGGGCAUCCCUGUCGCGGCGCUGGCGGCGCUGUUGUGUCUGCUGGGCCUGUUGCUCCUGGCGGGCCUUAUCGCCUUAUGCUGCGCCAAAUCUGCUUCUCCCGCAGCAGCGGCGGCUCCGGUAGCAGCGGCGGCUCCUCUCCCACCAAAGGGAUCGGAGUCUCAGGUCGCCAUCAUUGACUUCGUCGGAAUAUAGCGCCGAAAAGGACAUCGCCGCGGCGCGUUAUCUGUCUCGUAAACGGUCGUCGCCAUUAGUGACGACGGUCGUUGCCGCUCAUUUCUGUCUCGUAAACGUUUGUCAUAUUUUUUUAUGUGUAUUAGUACGUUCUGUCUCUUUUCUCAACAUUUUUGUUGCCAUUCAUCAUGAUACUGUCGUAUACAUUUGCAGCUGAACAGUUGGUUUAUAUAUUGUCUUUUCUCUGUCACUCACCCCCCCUCCUACCGCAGAAAGUUAGGAAGUGGUAUCGACCAGUCAGCGAUAUGGCAACGACCGUUUGAAAUGGCAACGACGGUUUACGAUCGAGACGGACAACCGUAGCUCCUUGAUAAUUUAAGUACUAUAGUUUAGAAUUAAAGACAUUGCCACUCCUGCAUGACUCCUGUAUCAUAAAAGUAUUACGUGUUCUAGCGGCGCCACCCGGCACGGUGCAAAUUUAUAUUUAGAAGACCCUCCUUGUCGCUCUUAUAAA
Messenger RNA from Branchiostoma floridae (Florida lancelet), 4966 nucleotides. Its product is annotated as CUB and sushi domain-containing protein 3-like. NCBI's taxonomy places the organism in Eukaryota, Metazoa, Chordata, Leptocardii, Amphioxiformes, Branchiostomatidae. The record is from RefSeq and is a predicted model, not a curated record. Gene Ontology annotation, cellular component: external side of plasma membrane. Gene Ontology annotation, biological process: leukocyte tethering or rolling; response to cytokine; heterophilic cell-cell adhesion. The transcript has 26 exons. Gene Ontology annotation, molecular function: oligosaccharide binding; sialic acid binding; calcium ion binding. Bases 1 to 4473 code for a protein of 1490 amino acids.